Molecule: messenger RNA, 1021 nt
Organism: Cucurbitaria berberidis CBS 394.84
Lineage: Eukaryota; Fungi; Ascomycota; Dothideomycetes; Pleosporales; Cucurbitariaceae
Exons: 2
Coding region: 200-1021 (273 amino acids)
Source: RefSeq, a predicted model, not a curated record
AGACAACACUCCAUUCAUGUUCACUUCACGCCCGCAACGCAAUCUCGCUUAUACACUACGAUCCGCCUUCACCUUCUAAUCUCACCCCACUCACCGGCCAGUACGUGUAUAUAAAUCCCUAACACCCUUCUUCACCGAGUCCACUACCUUCAGCAAACCACACCCUAUCCGCAUUUCAACGCAAGAACUCUCACUCAGCAUGGGUCGCCCAGAGAUUAAGAAGGUGGAGCGCCAGUCCGCGUCUACCUCGAAGGGGGACUAUCGAGUCAAUAGGCAAGACAGCAAGCGCUUCACUAGGAGCCUGACGGCGAAGAUGGAUGAAAUUGCUCUGAGGAACGCAACAGAGUCGCCGCUCCUCCGUCUUCCUAGCGAGAUCCGCAAUCGUAUCUACGGCUAUGCCCUCGGUGGGCAGGAAGUUAAUCCACGGACCGUCGGCGGGGUUCGAACGAAAUGGCGUCUUGAAUGCAGGCCUUACGGCAGCGAGGCGAGGUCAUACCAGGCCUGGGACAGGCUACUAUCGUUGACAUAUGUCUGUCGUCUACUCCACCGCGAGACUCGCCUCCUCGCGUUUAGCCUGAACACAUUUCAGAUUCAAACUGUGGAGUUCAAUGACUGGCUGCUCCUUUUGAAUGACGACCAGAAGAACGCUAUCACGACCGUGAUAUUCGGAUUAAGGAAUCCUUUCCUCGACUUACCCUAUCAAGACCAGAUCCCACCAAUGCUCGAGCAAUGCGCCGGUCUAAAGACUGCCAUUCACGUUUUCCUGCGCGACCCGUCCAGAAUUCGCGACAGCACAGCUCAGAAGUUCGCAAAGAUGAAAUGUUUGGACUUUAUCGUGGAGACCAAGGCUAAGGCUGAGUUGGAGGCUGAUGCUGAGGCUUUGGAUAAGAUUAUGACAGCUGCGUACUACGAGGAUUUGGAAGAGUACGAGCAGGAGAUGGCAGAAGCAGAAGAGGAAGAAUCUACCGAAGAAGAAUCUACCGAGGAAGAAGAUGAGAGUGAGGAGGACGAAUCUGCUUAA